Gryllus bimaculatus (two-spotted cricket) is the source of this 5328-nucleotide messenger RNA. Lineage: Eukaryota; Metazoa; Arthropoda; Insecta; Orthoptera; Gryllidae. The record is from the annotation of a GenBank genome assembly.
GCCCCCCUUCAUGUUGCAUGGUCACAACCGUAUCGAGCAGAGCGGUUCAUGCGUCAUUAAGCGGUACGACUGAGAAAGAGGCGAAAUGCCGUGAGAUUCCAACGUGAAGACAGGCUCUGUCGCACCUUGUUAUAAAAUUCGAAGAAUAGACAUCCCGUAAUGUAUACUCCAAUUUAUAUAUAGUAGCACUUCAAGGUCAUUGGGCUGGUCGGAGAGGAAGUUCAACUAAUUGUGAACUUCGUAUGCAUUGGCCAUGCUAAAGCUCAUCUGUUCGACAUCUAUCGCGACUUUCACAUUCGCAAGUGUUCGCAAGAGACGUUAGCUGUUGGUUGCCCGUGUGGCCCGUGGUGCGACUUGUGAAUACUUCUGUCAUUUUUGUAAUCUUUGCUGUCUUCUUUGGAAAAUAUAUAUGACAUUAUGUCCAGCGAAUUUUAAUAAAGCUGUAUUUUGAUUUUGAAGUGUUUGGUUGACAACCAAUUAACAGACGUUCAUGGAGAAGAGAGAAAGGCGUGAGCGACAUCGUCGCAGUCAAGUUCAAAACCAGCGACACCAAGGAGGCUAUGGCAACAGAGACAACAGAGAAGGUGGAGACAGCAGGAGAGACACGAGGGACAGCAGGGCACCUGUACCUAAGCCGAUCCCAAACGACCAAAAGGUCAUUGAUCACACAGCUAUCCCUGACCCUCACAUGUUUGACAACUUGAAGCGAGAAACAGAUGACAUAGCUGCUCUCCAGGUCAAGAAACAUGGUGGCAAGCGACAAAUCUUCAGUAACUGGGCAAAGUAUGAGAUUCCUCCAGAGGAUCCAGAUGAAGAUCAGGCAAUUGGAGCAGAUUUUGAGACUCUGCGACAGGCUGCACAAUUGGGGUCACACCUUCAGCUACGAAGUGAGCGCAGUUGGGACCCCAAGGGGCUACCCACCCAGAGUGCUGCGUUUACCAUUGACCUGGGAGUGUUGGCUGCAGCACUUGCUUGCCUGCCUCUUUACGAGAAACUUGAGCUUCCACUUGAUGUAUUUUCCACUGACGAACUCGAACAUAUGGAACAUCAGGCACGCUUUGGUCGGGAAACUUGGCGUCAGAGGAGCGCCAAGGGUGUACCCCAGCAGGCCAAAGAGGGACUGGCACUCUAUGGUUCCAUCUUGGAAAAACUCACCGGUUCACCUUCUUCAGACAAUGCAUUGGGUAAUACCAAUGUUACAAAGGAUGCAGAAAGAGAGCAAUCGCCAGAUAACUCGACCAAGGACACCUUUGACUUUGGAACAGUUCCCUCGCGUUCUGCUGGGUCUAACAUUAGAAAGAGUGCUGACAGAGAACAAACACCAGAUAAUUUGGCCAAGGAUAAGUUUGAUUUUGGAAUGGAGUCUUCCUCUGGAGGUGUCAUUAGGAAGAGUACAGAAAGAGAUCAAACACCUGACAACUCAAUCAAAGCCUCUUUCAACUUCGAAACAGAGCCUUCACAUGUUUCUUCUAGGCAUGCCAUUAGGAAGAGUGCAGAAAGAGAGCAAACACCUGAUAACUCUGUCAAAGACUCCUUUGACUUUGGAACAGGGUCUUCACAUGCUUUCUCUAGACAAGACAAGAGGGAGAGUGUUGAGAGAGAACAGACUCCAAAUAAUGUAGAAAAGGAGACAGUAGUCUUGACAUCUCUUCCUUCUUCUGAAACACUUGCCUCUACCUUAGGAAAAGAAAGAGAUUUUGAAUCAGCAGGAGCAGCCUCUCAAGCAAUUGAAGUAGAGGCUGUUGAUGUGCAGAAGGAAGAGCCUGCUCAUCCACCCGUGGGUGCGUCUUUUUCUGUCAGCGAGCCUCUGCUGCAGUCAGAAGCCCAGCCCCAGCUGCUGAAUCCAACUGCUUCGGAGUGGACCAAGAAGAAGUCAAGAAGUGGCAAGAACAGAGCAAACAAGCGGCGAAGCUGGGGGCAGGACAACGACGCUGACGAAACUGUGAACCAUCUCCCAAGUGGUACAAGCCAGGCGCCAUCAUUACCCGCCCUGUCUCAGAACGAUCCCCAAAAGAAUUCAGUUGAUCAGCCCGAGUCAAGAUCCGUCCCUAAAGAGAAGCUUUCGCACACCCCUGCUCCUACUCAACAUCAGUCGGAGGUGUCAAUACCAACCACAUCUCAAGUUUCUGAGAAGGAAAAGUCACCUCACACUCAAGUACCAAUGACACCUGAAGCCCCCAAGCCAGUAGUCUCUGCUUUUGUGAACAAGGAGAAACCUCGUCGCGGUGAGAGGCAAAGGGACCCCGAACCUCAAAUGGUCAAGGAGUCUCCUUCUAUGCCUUUGGCAGUUCCCAAAGAGAAGACUGCUCGGCAGCAGCAGCAGCAACAACAUCAGCAGCAGCAGCAGCUACAACAACAACAACAACAACAACAGCAACAACAACAGCAGCAGCAGCAACAGCAACAACAACAACAACAACAACAACAACAGCAACAACAGCAGCAGCAGCAGCAGCAACAACAACAACAACAACAACAACAGCUACAACAGCAGCAGCAACAACAACAACAACAACAGCAACAGCAACAGCAAAAGGCAGUCUCCAGGAGUACUCCUGCCCGUGAAAUUCCUCAGAAUGCCCCUGGCAAUCCUUCCCCUCGCAAGGAGGAGGACCAGCUGGACUUCCUACUUUCACUGCGGAAACCUGUCACUGCACCUCAACAUCUCAACUUUGCAGCCCCCACCUCUGCUGUGAGGGCCACUAUCGAUGAAGAUGAAUCUGUGGCUGCUACGCCUACUCCUGUAAUAGAGAAAAAGACAGAAGAUUUGGAGGACUGGCUCGACUCUAUGUUGGAUGACUAAGUUUACAGCUUCCAUCGGAUUGAUACAAUAUGAAUCUCUAAAGCUCUUCUUAUAAUUAACUUAUUUUCAACGUAUAUUUCUUUGUUUAACAAAAUUCAAGCCAAUCAGUUUUUGUAUCCUAUAUUUCCAUAAAUCUGAUAUGAGAUGAUAGAGUAAGUUAUAUCAUCUCAAUGCUCCAUAGCUUUCAAAUAUGUGGAAGUUCGUACAAAAAAGCUGUAUGAUUGCUUGAAGCGACCUUUUCUUGCAAAACUCAACUAGCUUUAAUUUAAAAUUAUGUAAUUUGUAUUGAUAGUCAUUAUUGUUGGUGGAUUUCAGCUAAAAGUUGAGUUUAUUUUGCAGGUUUUCAAGGUGUAAAUUUAAUAAAAUGUCUAGGAGAAGGAGGAACAAAGAUUGGUAAUAAAUUGACUUCCUAGAAGUCGUUUUAGUUUUUCAAAAUUUGUUUGUUUCAAGUUUCAGAAAGGAAAUUAACAUAUUCAUGAGAGCCUUCAUUCAAUUGACUUUUCUUACACUUCAUCCCUUUUAAGAACAAUAAUCAACAUGUAGUGUUCAAUUAAUAUCAGUGGUGAAAAUAAUUUGUGUUGUAAGCACAUAAUUUCUUUUUCUUCAUAAAUAAUCUAGGAUUAUUGGGUUUACUCAAUUCUAAUAUCAUUGAAUCUCGGUUCUAUCAUCCUCAUGAGAGUUGGAGUGUUUUAUAAAUAACAGUAACAAUAAAAUUGCAUAUAUUGGAUGCUUGACGUUAUAUAUACAAGAGUAUGCUGGAGUAUGCUUUCGAAGGAGUCUUACAAAUUGUAUGCCAACUGAAUACGAAUUUAAUUCUGUUCUUUUGAAGUAGCCAGGAUCUUGCGUAUAUUUAAAAUGUUAUUUCACAUGAUUUCCAACAUUUGAUAAUUAAAUUUGUCCCAUAUCUUUAUUUAUUUAUUUUUAUCAGCAUUUUUAUAGUUAACCCUUAAACAGAAUCAUGUUGAGAGACCAUAAUAAGAAAUAUCCAGUUCAGGGAUCUUGGAAUAUGCCCCUCAAUUUAUUUGCUAUUUAUUUAAACUUUUUUGAUUAUUUUUGGGAAGAAAGCAAUAAAACAACUUAAUGAUUUAGUAUAACAUAUUUUCAAAAAUAAAAAUUACAAACAGCAAAAACAACACUGAAUUAUCAAAAAGUAUAAAUUGGAGCUGCAUGAUCGAUAUUUUUUCUCUUCUCAGCAGUUUCACAUUUGUAUAUGAAACAAUGGUUCCAAUUGUUUCUUGUUCAAAAAAACACUCCCAAAGUUCUCUUAAGCUAUGUUUUUCCAAUCCAACAAUGUUCGCCAGGAAACAGGCAACCACAAAGCAAAGGACAAUGCACACUCUGUGUGAACAAUUGGUUAACAUGAAGGAAGGAUAGGGCAGCUGCAUUCCAAACAGUUUUCACAGUACAUGAAAUAACAAUAGCAGAGCAAUAUUUCUGAGUAAGGGUUAACAGAGUAAUAAUCUGACUGAGUGAAACUAAUGAGUGGUUAUUAAUAUUAUUAUAUAAUAUCAUUUCCUGUUUUCAGCUUGUGAAUGUUGCCACAACCUUCUUUCUUUAGUUACUUUAUUUAUUUAUUCAUUCAUUCAUUCAUUCAUUCAAAUUACAUUAAUUGAUAUGUAUGUUCUGAGCUAUUUUCAGUCAAAAAAUAAAAAGAUAGUAAAGCAUAUAAUAAACAUUACUUCACGUUUACGUCAUGUUUCUGGACAUUUUCAGCAACUAUUUUUUCUAGUGCUAUUAACUACAUCUUAUUGCUUCAUGCCACAUCAAUGUAAAUUUUCCAAAAGUACUCUUUGAAAUUUUCUUUCUUUCUGUACAUUUUUAUUUAUUGCUGGAUAUUUGUACUUGUUUUAUUCUAGUUGAUUUUGUUUCACUCUCCGUCCCUCGAUAUUCAGAGUAGUUUUUACUAAUAGAAAUUUAAUGUUUAUUUGUGAAAUUUUCUCCCUUUUCCUUUCUUAUUUUUCAUAUAUAAUUUGCUCUAAACAUUUUAUAGUACACUACAGAGUUUUGCUAAAGAUCCUUUGCUUGGGAGAAACUUGAUAACUUUUUUACUAUGGGAUAAUAAUGAAUGUAUUCUGCAAUUUCAGAGAUGACUUGUUCGUAUGCAACAAAUUCCUGAGAGGUUGCAUAGUCUUGCUGAAGUAAAAUAUACUUGUGCAACGUGUGCUAUUAUUAUUACAUAAACUUAAUAAUCGGAGGGAAUUAGAGCAUAUUGUAAUUUGGAUUAUUUUUGCAAUUGCAAGACAGGUAGGUUUAUGAAAAUAUCAUACACUGACUGUUAAAUUAUUACAUCCUUGGUGCUAUACAUGGCUGGCAAGAUACGGUGCUGUGUCAGCUGAUGUAAAUAGAUGGACAAUGGUUGACUGAAUGUUCCUUCUAUGCCAAAAUGAAUCUAUGUAGGGUUUUUAGCUGUAGUUUUUGUUGCUAUAAUUCAAUUGUACUGAGCUGUCUGUGAUUGAAUCACUUGUGAAAGAAACAUUGUGAACUGUAUUUAUUGUAAAAGAAAUUAAUAAAGGUAUCUACUAUGA